This is a messenger RNA of Cataglyphis hispanica, 2610 nucleotides long. RefSeq names its product LMBR1 domain-containing protein 2 homolog. The transcript is spliced from 10 exons. Lineage: Eukaryota; Metazoa; Arthropoda; Insecta; Hymenoptera; Formicidae. Bases 1 to 2073 code for a protein of 690 amino acids. The record is from RefSeq and is a predicted model, not a curated record. Gene Ontology annotation, cellular component: membrane.
AUGGUUCUCGGUGCGUUUCUGACAGAGAUCAUAGUGGCAUUUUUGCUGGCCGCAACUUUGCUUUUCAAAUACGGAAACGUGUUUCGGCAUCACAUUAUAGUCACUAUCUCUGUACUGAUAGCUUGGUACUUUUCUCUAUUAAUAAUCUUCAUACUACCUUUGGAUGUCUCUUCGACUGUAUUCAGACAGUGUGUAGAGCAGAAUAUACAUAACAACACUAAAAAUGCUGAUAAUACUACCUCUGUACCAUUUGUCACAUGUAAAGAACCUUGGCCGAAUGUGCCGGAUAAUGUAUUUCCGAAUCUGUGGAGGAUAGUCUAUUGGACAUCACAAUGCCUGACAUGGUUGAUACUCCCAUUGAUGCAGUCUUAUAUAAAAGCAGGAGAUUUCACCGUACGCGGAAAAUUAAAAUCUGCUUUAAUAGAUAAUGCUAUAUAUUAUGGCAGUUAUUUGUUUAUAUGUGGCAUACUUUUAAUAUACAUUGCAUUGAAGCCUGGCUUAGAUCUUGAUGGGCAAAAAUUAAAAGCUAUAGCAUCAUCUGCGUCCAAUACAUGGGGCUUAUUUUUAUUGGUUUUAUUACUUGGAUACGCCCUCGUAGAGGUACCUCGUGGAUUAUGGAAUAGCAGCAAACCUGGAUAUACUUUAAAUUAUAGCUAUUUCAAGAUAGCGAAAUUAAGCUUAGACAAAUGCGAAGCGGAAGAAACAGUAGAUGAUAUACUUGAGUCAUUACAAAUUGCAACAAUAUCUAUUGGACCUGGUCAUCCGUUCCAUUGUAACUUGGAAACAAUUUUUCAAAAGAUACCCGCAGAAUUGAAGGAUAGAAUGAAUAGAAGACAAUUGCCAGAUGAUACUCCAACAGAUACACCCACUGAAAAAUCUUUAAUUCGGCUACAUAGACAAACUAUAAAAGCGUUGCAGACUUUACAACGUAUAGAGACUCAAUGGGGUAUCUUAGUGGACAAGAUCUUUGAUUUGGAAGAUGUUGCGAAAAAUCAAGUGAGUCAUGAUAGAAGAUUUAAGCAGUCUUUUCCUACACAUCGCUCGCUUCCAUUUCGUAUUAUUUACAAUCCUAUUGUUGAAUGGUACUGGAAAUGUAUCGUGAAAGAUUAUGUCUUGAAGAUAGCUGCUAUUUGCGCUGGUUGCUUGUCAGUAGCUGUCGUAUGGUCAGAAGUAACAUUCUUCAACAAGUCUCCUGUGUUGUCGUUAUUUGCUCAGUUUCUGAAUUUAGCAAAAAGAAACUACGAUUAUUUUACUAUUGAGGUACUAUCCACAUUGAUUAUCGCAUAUCUUUGCUACUGCGCUUAUUCUACCGUCUUAAAGAUCCGAGUGUUGAAUCUCUAUUACUUGGCACCUCAUCAUCAAACGAACGAGUAUAGUCUGAUAUUCAGCGGUAUGAUGCUGUGUCGCUUAACCCCGCCCAUGUGUCUUAAUUUCUUGGGACUUAUUCAUAUGGAUUCUCAUAUAAUCAAGACUCAUAUUCUGGAAACACACUAUACACAGGUGAUGGGUCAUAUGGAUGUCAUCUCUAUAAUAUCCGAUGGAUUUAACGUGUAUUUUCCUAUGGCGAUUCUGGCAUUCUGCUUAGCGACAUACUUUAGCAUAGGUAGUAGACUGCUUUCUAUGCUAGGUUUUCAACAAUUCCUCGACGAUGAUGAAUUCACGACGGAUCUCGUAGAUGAAGGAAGAGAACUUAUAAAAAGAGAGAGACGCAAACGACAAAGAGCGGAAGAUUCUAUAUACAGACGACGCGAAUUGCAAGAAAGAUUCAAUAUUUCAGUGGGUUCAGGGUCGCGUUACAGGACAUCCCGACAGAGCACAGAUACUGGUAUGUUACGGCCGUUAAAAAGAGAUGAAUCAAUUGAAUCGGCAAGAGCGGGUCUGUUGCACGAUUUCGAUCCUGCGGAUUAUUACAUCGGUAUGACAUUUGGCGGGGAGAGUUACGGUGCGAAUAAUCGUUACGAUGGGGAAAAUCAAGGUGAUAAUGAUUCAUACGAUCCGAGUAACAUGACGGCAUUCCCCACGAGUACAAGUCGCGUGGGUCCUCCACCCAGAGGAUUGUUCGAUGAUAUUUAAAAGCUAACGGUUUCGUAGAUGCAGCUCAGGUGCAAAAAUCAUAUGUAAAUUGGCUUUUAGAGAUUUACACGACAUUUAUACCGAGCGACGCGACGAUUUGUUGAUAAAUCAUAAAAAUAUUGAAUCACAUAAUAGCACAAGAAUGAAUCUUAUUAAACGGGACGUAAAAAUAUUUAGAAAUUUUACGUGCCUGUAACAUUUUGAAUCUUAAAUAGCAGCACAAAUUAAAAAAUUAAAAUUAUAUCAUUAUAAAAUAAUUAAUAUAACUUAUUAUACACGCAUGAACAAGGAAAUUAAGAAAAACCGCGCGUGCGCAGAUGCUGAAACAGAAAGGGUUUUUUUUUUACAACAAACUAACACGAUUACGACGAAUAGAAUUUGCAAAUGCGAUAAACAUUCCGAUUUAGUACUAAUAUGUAUAUUUAUUACGUUUAUUAGAGAAUAAAUAUUUUUGUCUCUUAAUUAUCUCUUUAAGUUUUGUAUAGUUUGUUUUAUGUCGAAGCUAAUAAAUAAUUUAUAUACAUUUUUUUAAUCGUC